Punctularia strigosozonata HHB-11173 SS5 is the source of this 405-nucleotide messenger RNA. RefSeq lists its product as uncharacterized. Lineage: Eukaryota; Fungi; Basidiomycota; Agaricomycetes; Corticiales; Punctulariaceae. Bases 1 to 405 code for a protein of 134 amino acids. The transcript has a single exon. The record is from RefSeq and is a predicted model, not a curated record.
AUGCCACACUAUGAAAGCCUCAACGAACUCAAAAUUACUGUGCCUUUCGACUGGAACGACGAGACCGUGGAGCACAUUGCACUCUCGUGUCCCGCGCUCACGUCCCUGAGCCCGCUCUUUCACGAGCUGCCGGAUUGGACUUGGGAGUUUCCGGAUUGGAAGGUCUCCACCUCGUUGGCUGCGCUCGUGCCGCUCGCCGUUCACUGCCCGCGAUUGCAGCAAAUCAAGAUACCUGUCAGCGAGCAAGGUUGCGUGACCCCGACGCUUGAGCCUCCGCCCGGGUUCAGAGGCAAGCCGGAUUUUGUGGCACUGAAACUAGUGCUUGUGCCUUCAUAUUCUAUGCCUGAUCUAUGGUCCCUUAAACCCUUUCUCUCGAUGUUAUUUCCUAAUUUCUGGCCAGUCUAG